Molecule: messenger RNA, 2772 nt
Organism: Neurospora tetrasperma FGSC 2508
Lineage: Eukaryota; Fungi; Ascomycota; Sordariomycetes; Sordariales; Sordariaceae
Exons: 2
Coding region: 1-2757 (918 amino acids)
Source: RefSeq, a predicted model, not a curated record
AUGCCCGCAAGAGGAGGAGGGCCGCUUGGAGGGACAAUGGGAGCAUCGACUUCCUCAAACUCAUCACUGAUGGCAACGCUCAAACCUGAAGAGCGUCAUGAACUCGAGCAGUACGAAAAGAUCCUGCGCUUCCGCGAUGAGGUGGUCAGCGGUACACACCCGCGCAUUAAGCCAACACAUGUUGGAAACCCGACCAGCGGCCCUGGGCCAGUCCCUCCAGCCAAUGCCUCUUCCACCGCUUCGGCAGGCCAGGCGCCUGGGGGACCAAAGCCGGCUGUGAAUGGGAACCGCGCAAUGACUGAUAACUUGCAGCAGGCAAACCUCAAGAAGCCGGCGGUGAAUCUGGGUGGGAACGUGCUGCCUGGCUUGGGGACCUUGUCCAACUCUUCUUCUACCGAGCAGUCCAAGCCGAAAGUCGAAAUCAACCCCAUCUUGUUGGAGAAGUCGGAGGACUUGAUCAAAGCCGAGAUUCAGCUGCAAAGACAGCGGAUCGAGCGUUCUCUCCGCGAAGACUUUGAGCAGCGGAAAGUGUCCCAUAAGGGCGCCCUGCAGCCGUCCGAGCAGCCUGCUGACUUCGACAUUGCCGAUGUGUUGGCCAAAGCAUUGAUCCUGGUUCAAGCAAAUGCCGCUCAAACUACUACUGAUGACACUGUUGCUAACGCUUCAGCUUCGGGCGACUCGUUCGAUGACAACACGUUUUACUCGAGCCAACACGGCACCCCCGACUCUCACCACGAGCUAGCUCGCGUUCCCAACGAGUCCGAAGACGAGCAGAUGCGCGAUGGCUCUCCCUACGAACCCGAGCUAGACCUCGAGCCCCUUGCGGUCCCAGCCGCCAACCACCCCAAGCCUCCUCUCCCGAGUGCGCCGGCAGCACCUGCAAACCAACCGUUCAACGUAAACGUGCCGGACACGUCGAGCGCGGCUACAAGUGUCAGCAGGGCUGCUCGCCAAUUGCCCCCGUCCGAAGCUGUCAGUUCUCGUGACAGUGGCCCGGCAAGUCGGUCCGAAGAGUCGACGACCCAUACAGGAAAGGAACGGGGUGGUGGUGGUGGCUCGCGAGACUUGUCGAGAGUUAACGAGCAGCUAUUGAGACAGGCGGUAGGACCUGCGGGGUCACCAGUUGUUCGUGCCCAUAAUCUUUCCCCUUUCGCACCCCAGCCAUCCCGUGUCUCCCCCUUGCCUACUGCUGCUCUUGAACAGCCGAUUGCUCUAUCGGAGACGGGCGGUCGUCGGGCCACUCCGCCUCCGGCCCAGGGGGUUGCUGCUCUCAGGAAGCAGCCUUCAGCUGUCUCUAGUCCGGAAAGCUCACCCCACGGAGGAGAAAGGCCUGGGGAGAGGAAGAAAAACAAGAAAAAGAAGAGAAAGGCAGACCGACUUGCCGAGGCCGCUGCCGCAUCGCCGUACAUUAAGCCUGAACCGCGAUCCCCAUCUCCCAUGUCAGCUCCCCAGUACACACGUCCGGCCAAGCGUCAGAAACAGGGGCAGCAACAACACCACCACCAAGGACCUGACUAUGAUGAUGCAAGGUAUGGACAGCCAGGUUCCGUAGAGGGUGCCUACCAAGAGCGCCUGCAGCCAAGAGUACAGAGGGAGGAGCGGGUUGUUGGAUAUGAGCGGGAAAUCGACCCUCGUUCUCGUCUUGAGGGCGAGCCUCUGCUCGCCACCCCCAGGUAUGAAAGGGUCUACUACGAUGAUCCCAGAGCACCAUUCAGUGGUGGUCGGUUGCCCGGCUCGCCAGGCAUGCAUCCUUCCCCUUAUAUCCCCCGCGAGGUGCGCGUUGCUCCGAGGAACGUGAUUUACGAGGUUCCUCCGGCAGAUGAUGGUUAUUAUCGCGAUGUUCGUGCUGCUUCAAGGAUGAGCAUGCGCCCCGCAGCGUAUCGUGAGCGCUCUUCCCGAUCGCCAGUUGCGUACGAGCGUGUUGCACAGCCAAUGGCUCCUCCUCCCAGGAUGCCCGCCACUCGCAUCGUUGUUGAUGCUUUCGGUCGGGAGUACAUCGAGCCGCCCCGGCCCCAAAGUGUGGUUGCAGAUAGACCCGAGAUUGUAGUGUACAGGGAGCGUGCUUAUUCCACUCACCCCAUGGCCCCACCGUCCGGCGACUACGUGCCGUCCAGACUGCGGCCUGUUGUCGAGACGCCUCCGGACUACAUUGCGAGACCGGGUAGCGUCCGCCCGCCGAUGGAUCCCCCUCGCUACGAGAGUGUUGCAGCUUACGACCUGCGGGCGGUGGACGAGCGCCCUCGCGAAUACUAUGGCGGCAGAGCAGCUAGUGUCCGGCCAGUGGCAGAGGCAGUCCGCUACGAGGCUCCUCCUCCUCCUGCUCCUCCUCUUGGCUACGAAAGACGCAUGGGAGGAGAGCCAAGCCUCAGGGAAUAUGCCACGAUUCGUUCAGCAAGCGUUAGGCCGCCCCCUCUUGACGCGGCCUCUAGGUAUGAGGUUAGAGGCGACUACGGAGCAAGGCUGGGAAGUGUGCAGCCGGAGAUGGUCGGUCGUGAAUAUCAGGGACGUCAGGAGUUACGGAGAGAGGUUAUGCAUCCGCCUCCGCCGCCGCCGCCGGUGGGAGGGCGCGCUUAUAGUGUGUUUCCCCCCGAGCAGCCGCCUACUCAGGUGAUGCGUGGAGAUGGCGGUGCGUAUGGGGAUGAGAGGUACUAUGCAAGGCCGCCGCCUGUUCAGCAGCAGCAGCAGCAGCAGCACCAGGAGGAUGAUGAGGUUGUUUACUUGGACCGGCCUCCCAUGCGGGAUGUCUAUCGGCAAUAAGAUUGGGGUUUCAUG